Molecule: messenger RNA, 2964 nt
Organism: Anoplopoma fimbria (sablefish)
Lineage: Eukaryota; Metazoa; Chordata; Actinopteri; Perciformes; Anoplopomatidae
Gene: agpat9l
Product: 1-acylglycerol-3-phosphate O-acyltransferase 9, like
Exons: 14
Coding region: 162-1499 (445 amino acids)
Biological process (GO): triglyceride biosynthetic process
Cellular component (GO): endoplasmic reticulum
Molecular function (GO): glycerol-3-phosphate O-acyltransferase activity
Source: RefSeq, a predicted model, not a curated record
UGGAUAGCAACAGGAGGAUUGUGACAUUUCAUUACAGUGGUAUCCCUGUUUCCCAGCAUGCAUCAGUUUCAGGACAGCAUAUUUAGCAGCUGGGACUGCUCUACAUCUGAGACACUGGGCUGCUGUUUCUAACACCUCUGCAGGGAAUAAACAAGGUGGAGAUGGAGGACUUCUGGACCCUGGCCCUUUGGUCCCUAAGGAUCUGGCUCUACCUCAUCGUCGGCCUCAUCAUGAUCCCAGCCAUGUUCGGCUUCUCGCUGGGCAUCUCCGAGACCUACAUGACCGUCCUGGUGAAAACCUUGGAGUGGGCCACUCUGAAGAUACAGAAAGUGUACGCAGACGAACGAACACUCAAAGCCUCUGCAUCUAAUGGCCUCAUCCAGAGGGAAGAUGGCUCCAUGGAGAAAGAGUUGGAGGAACUCAGACGCAGUCGCCCCAAACCACUAGUGGGCGGUGAUUUCACACUUAGUGACUGUUUCUAUUUCAGCCGCAGAGGAAUUGAGAGCAUCGUAGAGGACGAGGUGACGCAGCGGUUCAGCUCAGAGGAGCUGGUGUUGUGGAACUUGCUGACUCGCACCAACACCGACUUCCAGUACAUCAGCCUGAGGCUGACGCUGGUCUACGGCCUCGGCAUCUUUGUGAGAUACUGCAUCCUCACCCCGCUCAGGAUAACUCUGGUCUGCAUUGGCCUCACCUGGUUGGUCAUAGGAACAUCUGCAGUUGGAUUACUCCCAAACUGGAGGAUAAAGUCCUGGCUCAGUGAAUGGGUCCACGUGAUGUGCUACAGGAUCUGCGCCCGAGGACUCUCCGCCACCAUCCGCUACCACAACAGGGAAAACAAACCCCAGAAGGGAGGGAUCUGUGUCGCCAACCACACCAGUCCCAUUGACAUAGUGAUUCUCUGCAACGAUGGAUGUUAUGCUAUGGUGGGGCAGGUCCACGGAGGUUUGAUGGGAGUCCUCCAGAGGGCCAUGGUGAGGUCGUGUCCUCACGUCUGGUUCGAGAGAGCAGAGAUGAAAGAUCGCCACCUAGUGACCAAAAGGUUGACGGAUCAUGUGAACGACAAGACAAAGCUCCCCAUUUUGAUAUUUCCAGAGGGAACCUGUGUCAACAAUACCUCCGUCAUGAUGUUCAAAAAGGGAAGUUUUGAAAUCGGAGCGACGAUAUAUCCAGUGGCCAUUAAGUAUGACCCAAAGUUCGGAGACGCUUUCUGGAACAGUUCCAAGUAUAGCAUGGUCAGCUACCUGCUGAGGAUGAUGACCAGCUGGGCCCUCGUCUGCAACGUCUGGUACCUGCCAGCCAUGCACCAACAGGAGGGGGAAGAUGCUGUCCAGUUUGCCAACAGGGUGAAGUCUGCUAUCGCUCACCGGGGAGGCCUGCUGGAUCUACAGUGGGAUGGAGGCCUGAAGAGAGCAAAGGUGAAGGAGUCGUUUAAGGAGGAGCAGCAGAAGCAGUACAGCAGCAUGGUGGUGGGAGACGACAGCAGCAACAGUGACUGAGACAAACCCCCGCCCUGUGGAGGACACACACACGGACUGGAAACAGGCCUCUCUCUCUCUCUCUCUCUCUCUCUCUCUCUCUCUCUCUCUCUCUCUCUCCCUCUCUCCCUCCACUGGUUCUGAUCUCGUUAGCUGGGCCUGACGCCGCUAAGUGAACUUUUAAGAACACUGUGAAACCUCAGGUACACAGCCAAAAAAAGGGGGGAAGAGAUUCACAGAAAGCUGAAAAGUGCAAUAUUGAACUUUAGGAGGAGCCGACCGUGAAAAACGGGGGAAGGCUCCAUGUUUUUAUGCUGCUGAAGAAACCGCAGCAGUUUGUUGUGAUUGAAUGUUAACGCUCGGAAUGAGUGAAUGAAGCCUAUUGACUUCAUUUCUGUGCAGUUAAUAAUUGUUUAGUUUUUUUAAGGUACAUUUUAAUUUACAACUUCCAGUACCCGUCGUGUGAUUAUGCAGAUGCAGAAAAGAACCUGGACGUAUUUUGUAGGUGCACUGUUUUAUAGCAUAAUAUAAUUGAUGUAAGAUACUGAGAUAACUGGGAUUUUCGUACUGUAACACAAUUAACACUGAUGAGCACCCACAUGACCUAGUUUUCACUGUUUGAACAAUUUUCUGUUAUUGAAUUUCACACUGAUAGACAUGAUAUACACCCUUUUUUUUCACACAACUGUUGAUGUAAAGCACCGACACAAGAGACACAAGGGUUUGGCACUUAAAUAAUACACGAGAAAGUCGAGUGUGCAAGAUAGUUCAUUGAAUGUCCACAGGAGACGUGAUGUCUCUCUUAAAGGAGAACACACAGCCGAGACUUUUUGGAUCUCUCCUCACUGAGCGGUUCUCCUGAAGUUUGAUCCUCACUGCUGCCAUCUUUCUGUGGGCUCCCCUCUUUGACUCCUUUUAAGCGAAAAAAAAAAAUCACUCACUGUAACUGUGUGAAUGUUGGCGCAAUGAUGAUAUUUCUUCUUUUUUUUUCAAAAUUAUCAGCAUCCUCACCCUCACUCUCAUCAUUGCUUGGAUCUGUCUUUUCCUGGGUGCCCUGCGUAAAAAUCAAAGCCACUUCGAUCACAUGAUCAACCGUCACAUUGUGUCCCACGGCCUCUUAUCCAACUUGAUGACAGUACUCACCUGAAAAAAAUUGCUUUUGUUUUUCUUUCUCUCUUGGAGUUCCUGAUAUCUGCAACGACGACAAUACGUUUACAUGUGAUCGCCAAGAAAACUCAGUCUAAUUUAUUUACAGAAGCCAGUACGUCUUUGAAAUGUGACUUCUCUGCCUCCUCCUUUCAAUGAACCAGUCAGGAGAAACAAAAGGGCAUGGAGAAAUAUAUUUAUGAGCCUGAUCAGUGCCUCACAUCUGUGUAUCGAGUUUCUGUGCGCUCGGGCCGGCAGUGUUUUAAUGAAAUGCUUUUAUUUCUUUGCAGUAAAAGUCAAUAAAGCUGCUCUGUGGCAAAUCUUCUGUGGUUUGACCUCA